AACUGCCAUAGUUGCAGCUUUACUAGCUUACCUGUUGGCCGUUAGCAAACGCCAAAUCAGCUACUAGUCGACUGCUAGUCUAUUUCUUCCAUAAGAUAAACCGAAUCUAGGAUGAUCAGCGAGCGAUAAUAAAUAUCGCCUGGUCAACAAACACCGCUCCUAGCUUUGUUGGCCGGGUUGUUGCCAGGCGUCCCCUCGUGUCAGCCAUGGGGCGAGCUGAUCAUCAUUACCACCACGUGCACGUAGUUGUCACGGGAGGCUCGCCACCAUUUUCCCGCCCCGAGGUCAACUAGGCGAGAGGACUUACAGAUUUUCCCCAAGGCUUAUUGUCCGUCCGGUCCCGCGUGUAACAUCCGUCUCGCGUGUAACAUCCGUCCCGCGUGUAACAUCCGUCCCGCGUGUAACAUCCGUCCCGCGUGUAACAUCCGCGUGUCAGUCUCAGCGAGUGCGCCAUGGGGCCGGCGCGAGUCAUUCGUGCGAGUCGACUCACGACAGUCCACACGCGCCUUCUCGCCCUCCUCUGCCUCGUCCUCGCCGCAUCUGCCGCUCGGACAGUUAGCCACCGUGGCGCCGGCCGUACGGGAGGUAGGCACAGCAGCAGCAGAUGGAGAAGCAGCAGCAGCAGCAGCAAUGCCAGUGACGGCAGCAGCGCACCCCCCCCGAAUUCAUCCACACUUCCUCCGCCCCCCACUCCUGCCGCGCCUCCUCCCCUUGCUGAGCACCAAGCAGAGGCACCCUCGGCAAAGCAGCAGCCACCUGCAGGUUCCGAGACAGACGCAGCGCACAAACCACCCCUGACCCAGCAGCAAGCAGAGGGGCCCUCCGCAGAGCAAUUCACAGCUGCAGAUUCUGAGACAGACACAUUGCACAAACCGCCCCCAACCCAGCCACAACUAGAAGCCCAGCGGCAAGCACCGCCCCCUCUGGAUCCGGAGCAAACUGAGUCGCAGAAAAGAGCGGCUCCUCCCCCGACGCCGCAACAGACAGAUACGCCUACCGCCCAGCAAGAAGCCGAGGGGGAAAAGGAAGGAGAGGCGGAAAGAGGAGGAGAGGGGAGGGGAGCAGGAAAGGAUGGAAAGAACGAGGUGGAGAAGGAAGCGGAGGUGGGAAAGGGAGAAGAGAAGGAACAAGGAGGAGAGGCGGAACGAGGAGGGGAGGUGGAAAGAGGAGGGGAGGAGGAAAAGGGAGGGGAGGCGGAAAAGGAAAAAGGAGGGGUGGAAAAAGGAGGGGAGGAGGAAAAGGGAGGAGAGGCGGAAAAGGAAGGAGAGGAGGAAAAGGGAGGAGAGGAGGAAAAGGGAGGAGAGGAGGAAAAGGGAGGAGAGGAGGAAAAAGGAGGAGAGGCGGAAAAGGAAGGGCAGGAUGAAAAAGAAGGAGCGCUGGAAAGAGGAGGAGAGGAGCCUCUGACGCAUCCCCCAUCACCUUCUCUCCUCACCCAACAACAGGCAGAGCCGCCCCUCAACCAUCAACAAGCAGAGCCGCUGCAGCAGGCAAAGCCCCCCCAGACACAGCAGCAGGCAGGCGUGCCCCUGACGCAGCAGCAAGCAAAGCCGCCCCUGACGCCGCAGCAGGCAGAGGCGCUGGUAACCCUAUCGCAGGACGUGCACGAGGCUGCCGACCUGCCGGAAGAUUCCCAGAAGGUGCUGCUGGGUGGCAUGGGGGCAGCGCUGGUAGCAGCUAAGAUGUGGCCGUGCAACCUGUUCGGGGGGCGGGGGGCGUGCAGGGCUGUGAGGGGCGGAGGGCAGGAGGGCAGUGCGAGUAUGGGGCAGCAGUGUGCGGUUGACCUGGUCAACCCCUCUGUUGACUGCGCGUACACUCUAGAGGAGCAGGUGGACCUGUCCCUGGACCCCAAUGUGGUGGUCAGGUCGCGACUGGUGCAGGCGGGAUACGACCCGCCCUGUGAGCCGUGCCUGCAGGCGCUGCACCGCUUCUGGUGCGGCCAGACCGCGCCCACCUGCGGCACAUUUGACAAAAUCUUGGACGAGAUUCUGCCGGAGCUGCGCCAGAUAACGACGGGCCAGGAGAAGCCUGACGCCCUCAUAGAGGCUGCCCUCCCCCGCAUGAUCGCAGCUUUUUCCCUCGGGCUGCCCUGCAAAGAAAUGUGCCUCGAAGUCACCUCCUUCUGUAGCUGCGGGCAGAUCACCACCUUCGGGCAGGCGAUGGAGUUUUUAGAGGCUGCCCGUCCAGGCAGGGAGCCUGCUGUCGGGUCGGUUCAGGGGAGUGCGAGGGAGGUGGGCAGGCAGGUGGGAGGAACGGUGCCCGUUGGAUUUGCGACGGGGAUGUCGAAUCGGACGGCUGAGAAGAUCUUCAAGCAUGUCUGGGAUCGGCAUGUCUGCGACCUUUUCGCCCCGUCGGACAUGCCUGGUUUCGAGGGCAAGUGCUACAAGCACACUCAGGUGGUCGCGAGCUGUGAUUGGUGCAAGGAUGGCGCUGAGACGCCUGAUGAGAUGGCAGUGGAGAUAGUGGCACAGAUGGCACAGUCUGUAUCGAGUAUGAUGCAGGCUGGUCUGGAGCAGGUUCUCUUUGCCGCUGCCUUCCCCCUAGCUUCAGUCAGCCACCACGUUUCACGUACCCGCGCUGCUGCUGCUGCUGCCGCCGCUACUGGUAGAAGCACGGGUGCUGGUGGUGACAGUGCUGCUGCUGCUGCUGCCUCUGCUGCUGGCACUGGUGCUGGUGCCGGCGCUGGUGGAAGGGAGGGGGGGACUGAACAGGAGGGACACGGGGGCGAGGAGGGAGCAACAGAGGCACGAGCAGAGGUGGAGGAGGUGGAGACGGAGGAAGCGGUGAUAGAAGCGGAGGAGAAGAAGGAGUUUGACUUCGGGGGGAUAGAGGAGGAGGACAGUGCGGUGUCGUGGGACCCGCGAGAGCAGGUGCUGGGCGCUGCUGGCGCAGCGGAUGUGAUGGGCGGCAUGGAGACAGGUGGGAGGGCGGAUGUGGGUAGGGCAAGUGGUAGUGGUGGUGGCGGUGGAGGGAUGGAGGGAGCACUGCACGGGGUUGCGACGGGCAGAGGGGAAGGCGGGUUGGGCCGAGGGAAAGGUGGGAUGACAGCAGGUGGGAUGACAGCAGGUGGGAUGACAGCAGGUGGGAUGACAGAAGGUGGUUCUCUUGCCUCACCUCGUGGGCCAGACGCGCGAGAGGUGGCAGCAGAGGAGGCAGAGGAGGAGGAGAAGGAGGAGGAAAGGGAGAUGGAGAAGGGAGAGGAGGAGGAUGCUGGUGAGGUAAGGAGCAGGCACCCUAGCAGCAGCAGCAGCAGCAGCGAGACAAGGGACUCCAUGACUAACACCCGCCCGGCCCUUGACCCCUCCUACGACCACUCCUUCAGCACAGAAUUUGGAGAGCCGUCUCUCUCUUCCUCCUCCCCAUCAGCCCCAGUGCCGCUGGAAACCAACAGAGGGGGCAGCCAGGACGGCAGCGGGGGGUCGGUGUGGGUGGGGGUGCUGCUGGUGGUGGUGGUGGGGGGGGCGCUGGCGGCGUUUGCAGCGCUUCAGCUGAUGAGGAAGCAGAAGUGGAGACGGGCGGCUGAUGGUGGGACGUCGUAUGUGCAGGUGCAGGAGAUGGCGUAUGUGCCUCCCUCUCUGUGAUGUGUGCCUGGGUGGCUUAUAUAUGUAUUGACCUUAUUGGUUGU
Molecule: messenger RNA, 3622 nt
Organism: Closterium sp. NIES-67
Lineage: Eukaryota; Viridiplantae; Streptophyta; Zygnematophyceae; Desmidiales; Closteriaceae
Source: the annotation of a GenBank genome assembly